Molecule: messenger RNA, 1557 nt
Organism: Anoplopoma fimbria (sablefish)
Lineage: Eukaryota; Metazoa; Chordata; Actinopteri; Perciformes; Anoplopomatidae
Gene: mycn
Product: MYCN proto-oncogene, bHLH transcription factor
Exons: 3
Coding region: 108-1514 (468 amino acids)
Biological process (GO): regulation of transcription by RNA polymerase II
Molecular function (GO): DNA-binding transcription factor activity, RNA polymerase II-specific; RNA polymerase II cis-regulatory region sequence-specific DNA binding; protein dimerization activity
Source: RefSeq, a predicted model, not a curated record
GACUGCUACAAAUCUGGUGUCUGUAUUACUGACUGCGAGUUACGAGAGAAAUUGGUUCGCACAUUACCACACCAAGUCAGGACAAGGUUUUUCGAUCGUGGGAUAGAAUGCCGGCGGUCAUAAGUAAAAACUCCGAUUUGGAGUUUGACUCCUUACAACCGUGUUUCUACCCGGAUGAGGACGACUUCUACUUCUGUGGUCCCGACUCUGCGCCACCGGGGGAGGACAUCUGGAAGAAAUUCGAGUUGUUGCCCACUCCGCCCCUCUCCCCGAGCCGAGCAGCGCUACCGGGGGAGCCGGCGACCGCCUCCCCGGAAGCAGAGCCUCUGGGCAUGGGCUUAGGGGACCCGCUGGACUGGGCGUCUGAGCUGCUGCUCCUGCCCGAGGACGAUAUCUGGGGGGCGUCCUACGAUGGGGACCUGUUCGGCUCCGCUUUGGAUACUAACCCCAACAAUAUCAUUAUCCAGGACUGUAUGUGGAGCGGCUUCUCCGCCAGAGAAAAGCUGGAGCGGGUGGUCACGGAGAAACUCGGCAAGGCUAUUUCCACCGCUACCGGAGGCGGCAGGAGCGUGUGCGUCAAAGCGCCGGAGGUCGUGAGCCGCAGCUCGGCGUCAGAGUGCGUGGACCCCACCGUGGUCUUCCCUUUCCCGGUCAACAAGAAGAACGGCAGCAGAGACUCAACCCAGACCGUUAACACAUCCACGACCCACGGAAACGUCCCCAGUGACUCCGAAGAGGAAGAUGACGAUGAAGAUGACGACGAAGACGAAGAAGAAGAGGAGGACGAGGAUGAGGACGACGAGGAUGAGGACGAUGAGGAGGAUGAGGAGGAGAUUGAUGUUGUGACAGUAGAGAAGAGGCGCUCCACAAUCAACAAGGCGUCACCCAUGGCGACGGGUACAGUCACCAUCUCUGUGCAUCCCAAGAGCCAAGAGGCGAGGGGGUCCGGCGUGGUGAGCCGGUUCAUCAGCAGAGCUCCUCAGGAGCUGAUCCUGAAGAGGAGCUCAGUCCACCAGCAGCAACACAACUACGCGGCCCCCUCCCCGUACACCUCGGACGACGACCCCGCCCCACCGCCAAAGAAGCAGAGGACGUCCGACGCGCCUCGACCUCCCACCAGAACCAUGUCGUCGUGCUCCUCAUCCUCCUCCACAUCCUGCAGCUCGCUCACCAGCUCCUCGGGGCCACGCAGCAAGCGCAGCGCCAGCGGAGACAGCAGCCCGCGCGGUGGAGGCGGCGGCUCCGACUCGGAGGACAGUGAGCGCCGGCGCAACCACAACAUCCUGGAGCGCCAGCGUCGCAACGACCUGCGCUCCAGCUUCCUGACGCUGCGCGACCACGUGCCAGAGCUGGCGCACAACGAGAAGGCGGCCAAGGUGCUGAUCCUGAAGAAGGCCACCGAGUAUGUGAGCUCGCUGGAGACGGAGGAGAUGAGACUCCAGCAGGAGAAGGACAGGCUUCAGGCCCGCAGGCAGCAGCUGAUGCGCAGGCUGGAGCAGGCCAGGACUCGCUAACAGACAACCACUACAACAAAGAAACACUCACAUAUACCCUGGA